Candidozyma haemuli is the source of this 1290-nucleotide messenger RNA. RefSeq names its product phosphomevalonate kinase (gene ERG8). Gene Ontology annotation, cellular component: peroxisome. The coding region runs from base 1 to 1290 and encodes 429 amino acids. The record is from RefSeq and is a predicted model, not a curated record. The transcript has a single exon. NCBI's taxonomy places the organism in Eukaryota, Fungi, Ascomycota, Pichiomycetes, Serinales, Metschnikowiaceae. Gene Ontology annotation, molecular function: ATP binding; phosphomevalonate kinase activity. Gene Ontology annotation, biological process: isopentenyl diphosphate biosynthetic process, mevalonate pathway; ergosterol biosynthetic process.
AUGGCCCACGUCUUCAGCGCCCCAGGAAAGGCCCUUUUAGCUGGUGGCUAUUUGGUCAUUGAGCCCCAGUAUGAGGCCUACGUGACGGCUCUUUCGUCGAGAAUGCAUGCUUAUGUCGAACUGAAGGAUCCUUCUGGGUCCCGUAUUUACAUUUCCUCGCCUCAGUUCAACGGCGAAUGGGAGUAUGCUUUGGACCUUUCAGGCGACGCUCCAGCGUUUAAGGAAGUACAAGGAAGAAAGAACCCUUUCCUUGAGGCAACUAUAAAGACUGUGCUCAACUAUCUACAACCCAAGGAGCUGUUUAACGUGAGUAUCACGCUCUUUUCUGAUCCAGGAUACCACACUACAGAGGACACGGCUUCUAAGAGCUCGCAGAAUGGUAGAAAGACGUUCUUGUUCCACCAGAAGCCCAUCGACCAGGUACCAAAGACAGGUAUGGGCUCGUCCGCUGGUUUGGUCUCGGUUGUUACUACCGCUUUGCUUAGCCAGUUCUUGAGACAACCACUCAACCAUACGAGAAAUCUCGUUCAUAACUUAGCCCAGGUCGCUCAUUGCGAAGCUCAGAAGAAGAUAGGCUCUGGGUUUGAUGUGGCCGCUGCUGUUUAUGGGUCUAUCAUUUAUAGAAGGUUUAAGCCUGAUGUGUUUAACCACUUACUCGGAAGAGAACUGUCCCAGCAGCUCUGUGACGAGCUUCGGGAAGUUGUUGAUGCAACCUGGAGCUUCACUCAUACCCAUUGUGCUCUUCCUCGUGGCAUCAAGUUGCUUAUGGGUGAUGUCAAGGCAGGUUCUGAAACACCAAAGCUCGUGUCCAAGGUUCUCGCCUGGAAGGAAAGCGACCCACAGAGUGCUAUUUGGUACGAGCAUCUUAACCAAGGAAACAAAGCAUUUGUCAAGGCAUUGGAGCAGCUCCACACUCUCAGCGAGACUAACAGGGAUUAUGACUCGUUAUUGGCGGACCCUGCGACUCUUGAGCUGCUUAGAAGAGCGAUUGCCCAAAUUAGAAGAGGAUUCCAGGAGGUCACAAAGCGCUCAGGUGCUGAGAUCGAGCCUUCAGAGCAAACGGAAUUGCUCGACAAAUGUAACCUGUUGCCUGGAUGCGUUGGCGGCUUGGUUCCUGGAGCAGGUGGCUAUGAUGCCAUCAGUGUGCUUGUGCUUGAGAAAGAACUCGAAGCCUUCAAGAAGGCAGCAUCCGAGGAUGCCUACUUUGACCGUGUGUCAUGGCUCGAUCUUUCGGAGGAUGCUGCCGGUGUACUUGAGGAGGACCCUAGGAACUACAUUGGAUUAGUAUAA